AUGUUGGACUCUAUAGCGGAGCAAAACGCGAAGAUGGGAGGCCCCCCGGGAGGGAUUUUGGCGGGAUACACUGACUCAGGAUCAGGUUCGGACGGUGGUUCGGUGAGUGAGGAGAGCGCAGGCGGUGAUUGGCCGAUGCUGGACGCCAUAGAUGAGCAAAACGGCAGGAUGGGAGGCUCGGAAUAUGGCUCGGACGGCGGCUUCGAAGGAGGCUGGGAUGGUGGCUUGGAAGGAGGUUCGGAAGGAGAGUCGGUUGACGGGUCAGAUGGAGGUUGGGAAGAUGGUUCGGAUGAAUUUUGGGAAGAUUUUUCGGGCUCGAACUGGUACGACGGCUCGGAUGCAGGCUGGGAUGACGGCUCGGGUGGAGUCUGGGAUGAUGGUUCCGAAGGAAGCUGGGAUGUAGGCUCGGGGGAAGGCUCGGAGGAUGGCUGGGACGAUGGUUCGGACGGAGGUUGGGACGACAGCUCGGAGGGAGGCUGGGACGAUGGUAUGGGAGGUUGGGAUGAUAGCAGCAGCGAUGGCAACAGCACAUGGGAGGGCGACUACGGGAGUGACGACUACGGGAGUAACGACUAUGGGAGUGGAGGUGACGAGUAUUUCGCUGAACCUUCCGAUGCAGAGGACUCGCUUUAUCCCAGUGGCGGCGACUAUUACACUGCUGACAGUGCCGACAGCACUGCCGCACUCAAGCCCAUGGUCCCUCGCACUGCUGCUACUCGCCGCCCGCCACGCGCCAUGGCACGUCCCACGCCUGUUCCUCCGAACCAAGGUACCCGAGCCAAGCCGGUCAAACGCCAAGCCGGGGCUCGAGGCUCGGGCUCUCAAGCCAAGCUGGUGAAGCGUCCGGGAAACUACCACGGCGGUUCGGCCCAUGCCACGCCUGGCCACCACAACGGCAAACCCCGUCCCUCUGCCCACGUGGCAGCAAACCAGCACGCUGAUGAUGCCACUCCUGUCGACCCCCCUGCUGAUGGCGUCCCGAUCCCCCCGGUCCUCCCACCCACCACACCUCCUCCCACAAACGCUCCUCCAAGCGCCCCUCCUCCUACCACCACACCUCCCACCACCCCUCCCCCCACUACCACUCCUCCUACCACCCCUCCCCCCUCCACCACUCCUCCAACCACCCCUCCCCCCACAACCACCCCUCCCCCCACAACCACCCCUCCCCCCACCACCACUCCUCCCACCACUCCUCCCACCACCCCUCCCCCCACAACCACCCCUCCCCCCACUACCACCCCUCCCACAAUCCCUCCUCCCACCACCACUCCUCCUCCCACCACCGCUCACCACCUGCGCUGCGGCGUGGCCCCAGGCUCACUCCUCAACGCACUCAACUGGGCGUGUGGGCCCGGCGGCGCCGACUGCUCCUCCAUCCAGCCGGGCGGGGCGUGCUUCCAGCCGGGCAACCUCGCCCUGCACGCGUCAGUGGCCUUCAACUCCAUCUUCCACUCCCACGCGCACCGCCCCGGCUCCUGCUUCUUCGGAGGCAAUGCCGUGGUGGUUCCACAUGUGCCCGACUACGCUGCCGGCCCGGCCGCCUGCACCUUCCCGUCGUCCAACGGCCAGUUCUGCGUUGCUGCCUGCCAGGAGAUCCCUGACCCCUACUCUCCCCCUCCGGGCCUCGUUCACCCCGUAUACCCCCAAUACUCCCCCGAGCCGGAUUACCCCCCCAGAGGUGUCGUGGCGCCGGGCGGAGGCGGUAGGGGUGGCUGCGCGGCAGACAUGGGGGCGGUGCAGAGGGCGCUGGACUGGGCGUGUGGGCCGGGCGGGGUGGACUGCUCUCCCAUACUGCCGGGAGGGGCGUGCUGGCAGGGAGAUGGUGCGCUGGUACAGCAUGCGUCUCACGCCUUCAAUGCAUAUUUCUACCGUCACAACCACCAGCCUGGAACGUGCUUCUUUGGUGGUACUGCGGUGGUCGUCCCCCGCGUGCCUGACUAUGCUGCUGGCCCGCCCGCCUGCACCUGGCCCUCGGGUAACAGCCAGUACUGCGUCGUGGGGUGCUGA
This is a messenger RNA of Closterium sp. NIES-65, 2010 nucleotides long. NCBI's taxonomy places the organism in Eukaryota, Viridiplantae, Streptophyta, Zygnematophyceae, Desmidiales, Closteriaceae. The record is from the annotation of a GenBank genome assembly.